Molecule: messenger RNA, 2021 nt
Organism: Linum trigynum
Lineage: Eukaryota; Viridiplantae; Streptophyta; Magnoliopsida; Malpighiales; Linaceae
Source: the annotation of a GenBank genome assembly
UUCAUUUAUUUCUAAUUUUAUUAUAGCUAAAACAUGAGAUAGAACAAGUAAAUCUUCACUAAAAUUACAUGAAAACAAGUCAUGAAUGAUACAUGACAAAUCAAAAUUAGUACCCAUUCUCACCACGUCCCACCAAAGAUGUAAAAGUUACCCACAGGUCAGGUAAAAAUGUCCGAUCGAAAUGGUGUGAUUAGCAUUGAACAUCGUUGCUUUCUUUUCUCCUUCACAUCUCUCCCGUCUCCCACUUCCUUCACUCUUUCCCCAUUAGUACUCAUGGAAGAACCAACCUCCACCACCUCCUCCCUUCCGGCCGCCGGCGCCACCGACAAGGAAGGAAAAUCCGCCGAAUUCCACCCUUUCUCCAUCUCAACCCCGCAGAUCCGAGCCUUCCACCUCGCAUGGCUAUCCCUCUUCUCCAACUUCGUCUCCACCUUCUCCAUCCCCCCUCUCAUCCCCUUAAUCCGCGCCGACCUCGCUCUCUCCCCCUCCGACGUCUCCGCCGCCGCCACCGCCUCCUUCGCCGGCUCCAUCCUCUCCCGCUUCGCCAUGGGGCCCUUAUCCCACCUCCUCGGCCCAGCCACCGCUUCCGCCUCUUUAUCCUUCCUCACCGCGCCCGCCAUUCUCUCCGCCGCCUUCGUCUCCUCCCCGGCCUCCUUCCUCGUCGUCCGGCUCCUCGUCGGCCUCUCCCUCGGCAACUUCGUCGCGAAUCAGUAUUGGAUGACCUCCAUCUUCUCUCCCUCCGUCGUCGGCCUCGCCAACGGCGUCUCCGCCGGCUGGGCAAACACCGGCGCCGCCGCCGCCCAGUUCCUCAUGCCACAGAUCCACUCCCUUCUCUCCCUGAAACUCUCCUCCUCCGCCGCGUGGCGGCUCUCCUUCUUAAUCCCCGGAAUCUUCCAGCUCGUCAUGGCGGCGCUCGUCCUUGUCUACGGCCGUGACCGUGCAUUGACGACGGAAUCGGCAAAAUUGGAAACUGAAACGGGGACGUUUUGGGACGUUGUGGUGAGGGACGGGCUGGGGGAUUACAGAGGUUGGAUUUUGGGAUUGGCGUACGCGUGUUCUUUCGGUUCGGAGCUGACGACGGACAACGUGGUGGCGGGUUACUUCUACGAUCGGUUCGGGUUGGAUCUUCGGGCGGCGGGUACAAUCGCGGCGGCAUUUUCACUGACGAAUUUUUUCGCCCGGCCGAUGGGCGGAGUGGCGUCGGAUGCUAUGGGGAAGAGGUUUGGUGAGAGAGGGAGGGUUUGGGCCUUGUGGGCCGCGCUGACGGCGGCGGGAGGGAUUUGCUUUGAGCUGGGGAGGGCGGCGACGCUGUGGGGAUCGGUGGCGGUUAUGUGCGCGUUUUCCGUCGCGGUUCAGGCUGCCUCCGGGCUCGUGUUCGGCGUCGUGCCUUUCGUCUCCAAGAGGUCCAUGGGGGUGAUAGCAGGAAUGACCGGCAGCGGAGGGACGGUCGGCGCCGUGUUGACUCAACUCCUGCUGUUUUCCGGGUCCAGAUUCACGACACAAACCAGCAUUUCUCUCAUGGGGAUCGUGAUCGUCGUCUGUUCUCUCCCUGUCACCUUCAUCUACUUCCCUCCGACCAGCAAGUCAGACUCAAAAGCUGAUCAAGAUGUCGAUGGUGAUGAAGAUUACCGCCUGCUUCAAUCAAAUUAACGGCGAAAGCAUCAAUCCAUGAUGUUAAAAGCUAUGGAAGUAUCAACAGUCUUCUUAGCAAGAACAGAAUCAUGAUAAACUCAGGAAUGCAACAUGCUUGACCGCUAAAAGAAGGAAAGCUGUCUGUUAUUGUAUAAUGUUCUGGGAUUGAUUAAUGUAAAGAUGAAAUGGUUGCAGAUCGGAUAUAGAUUUCUAAUAUAUAGAGAGUGUUUACCUAAAUUCUGUGCCUUGUAAUUAGUAUAGUGCACUCUCCCAAAAACUUGAAAAUGCUUCUGUCGACAAUGGCAAAACCCACCAGCCUCCAAGGAUUCCCACCAGAGUGAACCUUCUGUCCCUUACUUCUACUGUGGCAAUACACAGGAACUUGUAGU